Molecule: messenger RNA, 1395 nt
Organism: Peromyscus maniculatus bairdii (prairie deer mouse)
Lineage: Eukaryota; Metazoa; Chordata; Mammalia; Rodentia; Cricetidae
Gene: Smim5
Product: small integral membrane protein 5
Source: RefSeq, a predicted model, not a curated record
CAGGGACACAAGCCAAAAAGGCCAUCCAGAGGGUGGUGGGGCACUCAAGAGGGAGCUGCUCCACCCUCUUCCCCCAGCAGCCUCAGACUGAGCCCCCUGGGGUUAUUUCCACAGGGAAGCACAGUCAACCACUCAGUCAUUAGCCCGCCCUCAGCCUACAGCCUGGCCCCCAGGCGGGUGGUGGGCAGAGCAGGGCAAGAGUAAGUGAGGGAGCCCUUCUGGGGAUCCGGAGAGCAGAGUGGAGCUCCUGGGCAGGGAAGGCACUGGGUGUGAAGUACAGGACAAGCUCGGGGAGGGCUCCCUCUGGCUCCGCCUCACCAUGGUAAUCUGACACCUACAUCUCCAGGACAACCAACAACAAAAAAGCUGAAGCUGGACAGCAGCUGGCUGUCAGCAGCCAAGAGCUUCCUAGGAGGUGCCAGGGUGAGAAGCAGCAGCCCAGCCGGCCGCUGCCGGCCGCCACAGGGCAGGAAGGAGGCAGUGGCGCUGGUGCAGAAGUCAAAGGUGGUGGCAAAGGACCAGGAGGAAGCGCAGAGGCUCUGUACUGGGGCACCCCUGCUUGGCUCCCCAGUACCUGAGCUCCCAGGCUAUGGUGGGAGAGGCCGGUUCACUGGCGCUACCUCCCGGCCUGAGCAGCUCGGCAGGGACUCUGAGGUGCUGCUGUCUGUGUGGUUACAGAACACAGGAGCCUAGCAACAUGGCAGCCGCGCACUUGCUGGAGGAGAUCCGCUCUGUGGGCGAGAGGCUGCUGCGGAAGCUGCAGGGCCUGCCCCAGGCCGAGCCCGUGGAGCUCGCCGCCUUCUCCAUCAUCGCUCUUUUCACAGCCACCGUCCUGCUGCUGCUGCUGAUAGCCUGCAGCUGCUGCUGUGCGCACUGCUGCUGCCCUGAGAGGACAAACAGGAGGGUCCCCGUGCGGCCCGGAAAACCCAGAUGACGGACAACAGCGGAUGCCCGGAGAAGCUGACAGGAACCUUCCAGAGCUGUGACACAGGCUACCGUCCUGGCCACUUCACUCCUCCAGACAAGUCACCUGGCCCCAGUUCUGACACUGCACAGGUGACAGGAGACGCCUGGAGCCUCGUCACGGAAACCAGUGCUGCUCAAUCUGCCAGUGGACACCAGUGCUUAGGAGGAGCCACUGCUUCCCAGACUCAGGAGACCACCUAGGUCUUCUGCUAAGCUGUACCCCUUAGGGCCCCACACUCUGAACAGCUCCUAGUUGUGGGGAGCUGGCCCUUGGGGCUCUGCUGACUUAUGCCAAAGAGAAGUAAACUAAUCAGGAACUUUGUGCAAUUUACUAGACUCCAAGCCUCCUGCUGAGGAGGGGAGAACAUGUCAGUAUUCUAGCUGAAAUGUGCUUACUUCCAAGUAAAAGCUUUUUUGGUUAUGUGUUUA